Molecule: messenger RNA, 3523 nt
Organism: Pteronotus mesoamericanus
Lineage: Eukaryota; Metazoa; Chordata; Mammalia; Chiroptera; Mormoopidae
Gene: RGS3
Product: regulator of G protein signaling 3
Exons: 16
Coding region: 45-2789 (914 amino acids)
Cellular component (GO): plasma membrane; nucleus
Molecular function (GO): protein binding
Source: RefSeq, a predicted model, not a curated record
AGCUGGGUUUUCAUGGGGCAGCAGCCGAGGCAGGACCUGCAGCCAUGAACCGCUUCAAUGGGCUCUGCAAGGUGUGCUCGGAGCGCCGCUACCGCCAGAUCACCAUCCCGAGGGGGAAGGACGGCUUUGGCUUCACCAUCUGCUGUGACUCUCCGGUCCGAGUCCAGGCUGUGGAUUCCGGGGGCCCGGCAGAGAGAGCAGGGCUGCAGCAGCUGGACACCGUGCUACAGCUGAACGAGAGGCCUGUGGAGCACUGGAAAUGCGUGGAGCUGGCCCACGAGAUCCGGAGCUGCCCCAGUGAGAUCAUCCUGCUCGUGUGGCGCAUGGUCCCCCAAGUCAAGCCAGGACCCGAUGGUGGGGUCCUGCGGCGGGCGUCCUGCAAGUCAACGCAUGACCUCCAGUCACCCCCAAACAAGCGGGAGAAGAACUGCACCCAUGGGGCCCAGGCACGGCCUGAGCAGCGCCACAGCUGCCACCUGGUAUGUGACAGCUCAGAUGGGCUGCUGCUCGGAGGCUGGGAGCGCUACACCGAGGUGGCCAAGCGCGGGGGCCAGCACACCCUGCCUGCGCUGUCCCGUGCCACUGCCCCCACCGACCCCAACUACAUCAUCCUGGCCCCGCUGAACCCUGGGAGCCAGCUGCUGCGGCCUGUGUACCAGGAGGAUGCCAUCCCCGAAGAAUCAGGGAGUCCCAGCAAAGGGAAGUCCUAUACAGGCCUGGGGAAGAAGUCUCGACUGAUGAAGACGGUGCAGACCAUGAAGGGCCACGGGAACUACCAGAACUGCUCGGUCAUGAGGCCACACACCCCACACUCAAGCUAUGGCACCUAUGUCACUCUGGCUCCCAAGGUCUUGGUGUUCCCCGUCUUUGUUCAGCCUUUAGAUCUCUGUAACCCUGCCCGGACCCUGCUGUUAUCAGAGGAGCUGCUGCUGUACGAGGGGAGGAACAAGGCUGCCGAGGUGACGCUGUUUGCCUAUUCGGACCUGCUGCUCUUUACCAAGGAAGACGAGCCGGGCCGCUGCAACGUCCUGAGGAACCCGCUCUACCUCCAGAGUGUGAAGCUUCAGGAAGGUUCUUCAGAAGACCUGAAAUUCUGUGUGCUGUAUCUGGCAGAGAAGGCAGAGUGCUUAUUCACUUUGGAAGCGCACUCGCAGGAGCAGAAGAAGAGAGUGUGCUGGUGCUUGUCAGAGAACAUCGCGAAGCAGCAACAGCUGGUGGCCUCGCCCCCGCAGAGCAAGAUGUUUGAGUCAGAGGCAGAUGAGAAGAGGGAGAUGCCCUCAGAGGAGGGGAAGGCGCCAGGUGCCGAGGAGCCCCCACCCUGCAAGGACCCCUGUCCUGGCCAGGAGCCUCCUCCAGGACAAGACCUUCCACCCAAUAGGGACUCCUCUCCUGGCCGGGAACCGUCUCCUGGCCAAGAAGCCCUGUCCAGCAAAGACUCCCCUUCCUGCAAGGAACCCACAAUAUGGCAGGAACCCUCAGCAAACGAGGACUCCCCAUCAUGCCAGAAAUCCCCUGAAGCCCCUCCCAGCCAGGACCUUCCUGCCAGGGAAGAAGCCCCUCCCAGCCAAGACCCUCUGCUCAGCGAAGACCUCCCCGCCACCCAGGAACCCCCUGCUCAGGACCUCCUGCCAUGUCAAGGCCUGCCCCCCAGCCAGGCCCCCUUGCCAGCUGAGGCCCUUGCUGAGGAGACCACGAGCCCUGGGGACCCGCCAGCAGCCACCGGGGACCCACCCGCGGCCUCCAGGCCAGCUUUCAUCAUUCCUGAGGUCCGGCUGGAUAGCACCUACAGCGAGAAGGCAGAGGCGGAGGGCGGCAGCUCUGGUGACGAAGAGAAUGCAGAAGAGGCUGAGGAGGGAGACGAGGGGGACGAGGGGGAGGAAGACGACGAUGAGGACACGAGUGAUGACAACUACGGAGAGCACGGCGGGGUCAAGCGCAGCAGCAUGAUAGAGACGGGCCAGGGUGCUGAGGGCGGCCUCUCUCUGCGUGUGCAGAACUCGCUGCGGCGCCGGACGCACAGCGAGGGGAGCCUGCUGCAGGAGCCCCGCGGGCCCUGCUUCUCCUCCGACACCACCUUGAACUGCUCGGACGGAGAGGGCACUGCGUCCUCCUGGGCCUUACCUUCGCCCCGCACCCUCAAGAAGGAACUGGGCCGCAAUGGCGGCUCCAUGCACCACCUUUCCCUCUUUUUCACAGGACACAGGAAGAUGAGUGGGCCCGACACGGUUGGGGACAACGAUGAAGGCUCCCGGAAGAGAAAGAGCAAAAACUUAGCCAAGGACAUGAAGAACAAGCUGGGCAUCUUCAGGCGGCGGAAUGAGUCCCCUGGGGCCCAGCCAGCAGGCAAGGCGGACAAAGUGAUGAAGUCAUUCAAGCCCACCUCGGAGGAAGCCCUCAAGUGGGGCGAGUCCUUGGAGAAGCUGCUGCUUCAUAAAUAUGGAUUAGCAGUGUUCCAGACCUUCCUUCGCACCGAGUUUAGUGAGGAGAACUUGGAAUUCUGGCUGGCAUGUGAGGAUUUUAAGAAGGUCAAGUCACAGUCCAAGAUGGCAGCCAAGGCCAAGAAGAUCUUUGCCGAGUACAUCGCAAUCCAGGCGUGCAAGGAGGUAAACCUGGACUCCUACACACGGGAACACACCAAGGACAACCUGCAGAGCGUCACACGGGGCUGCUUCGACCUGGCACAGAAGCGCAUCUUUGGACUCAUGGAAAAGGACUCGUACCCCCGCUUCCUCCGCUCUGACCUCUACCUGGACCUCAUUAACCAGAAGAAGAUGAGCCCCCCGCUUUAGGGGCCACCAGGGUAGAACUCAGCGUUCACACCGGGAGGGCUGGGCCCCCUCCCCUGCGACGGAGGAGGCAACCAAGCCCCCAGAGGCCACGUCUCCGGACAGAUGGACAUUUGGACGAGAAGCUUGGACCAAGAGAGGCCCAGGCGACUGGAGGAGAGAAGGCCUGGCCCCAUUGGGUCCCCAGUGCCCCGGUACGAGGAGGCCCAAGGGCCCUGGCGGGUCGGGGCCCUGGCUGAGCCAGAUCCGGAGCUGCUGCUCCUUGCUGCGGAGACCUCGCAUUGACCAAGUUCCUUAAAGAACUGGCUGAUGGGGCGGGGGCAUGGCCGGGGCUCUGGGGCUGUCUAGGGCGGCCGCUGGGGCUCGCAGCACAGACCCCCGCCUUGAGUUUUAUUUAUUUAAACAGUAGUAGGAUGCUUGGCACGUCUUCCUGUAAUAGGAAACCUUUGCCUCAUCAGUUUUCCUAAUUUACAAGUGCAAUAUUUUAACCAACGCCUUGUGAAAAGCCACCUGGCAGAAAAGGUGGGCAUCAUUUUCCAGUUUCAGGGGAUUUGCUGGUCCCGGGAGCCAGUGGCAGGCAGCUGGGCCUUCUGGACUGAUGAGGCCUGGAGGGGCAGGUGAUGGAGCCUGACCUCACCCACACAUCCAGCCGCCUCGCGUGAGGAGGUCCCUUAGGGGCUCUGGGAAAGCAUGACACCCUCAGACCACACAGCAGCCAAGUUCUGGAGCAAAUAAAA